UAGAAUAUCAUGUGCCGCCGCAUCAGCACCAGAAUUAGGAGAUUCUAGGUUUCCGGGUGAAUCGCAGAUAGUUCCAGCCAUAGCCGCAGAAUAAUACUGUCGAAAUUCCUGAGUGUUCGCCUUAAAUAGUUUUCUGGACUAAAGCCACUGGCGGAAAUGGCAGGGGUGGGGGAAGCUCCGCCACCUGCUCUUCCGCCUCCGCCUGGAAUGGCUGCUCCGCCAGGUCCGCCAGCGAUGCUUCCGCCGACGGUGGAGGAGACCGUCCCGCUGAGCCUGCUAACGACUGCGACAGUUCAGCAGACCAUGCGAGAGCUGCGACAACUGAGCGAAUCGCUGGCGACGUCGCGUGCGAUGGCAGAGGCAAGUGGGCGAGGUCCGGACGACGAGAAACAGAGAAAGGUCGCUCUGCUGAAAUUCCUCUGGCAUACGCGACAGAAGCUUCUGCGGCUGCUCGUUAUAGCGAAAUGGUGUAACCAGCUGCCAGUAAUCGAGCGGUGCAAGCAAGCGUGGACUGCGCUGGCCAACCAUGACGCAGCGUUUGUCCAAGCAGCAGACGGACUAUGGAUGACUCACGCACAGAUACAAGGGGCCAGAGCACCUCUGUAUGACGUUCCUACUGCCGUCGAAAUUCUCUCCACGCACGCUUACCGCCGGUUACCCGCUUGCGUUGACGAUCUGCAGCUCCCGCCGAACCUGAUGCUGCAGAGGCUCGGGCCAGCCUCGGUAGCAGGGUUGGUGCCGCCGGCAGGGGUUGCUGCAGCGGCGACGGCAGCUGCUGAAGCUAUGAGGUUGUUGGGAGAGGAGGAGGAGGAGGAGGAGGAGGGUGACGGGGAGAGGGAAGGGGAGGGGGAAGGAGAGGAGGAAAAAUAUUUGACAUCCGUAGAUGUGAAAGGAGCCAAGCUUGCUGAGACUGAUGCUGCUGCUGCUGCUGCUGCUGCUCCAAGUGAUAAAGAAGCUGAAGCUUUUCCUGCUGCGGCUGUCACAACUGCCACACCUGGCCCCACUGCAGCUGCUGAUUCUCUCUCAGAGAGUAAGGAGACAAGCAAAGAGAAGAGGGUGAGGCUAAGAACCGCCAGGCGCAGCGGCAGGCGAGCAGCCAUAGAGCAGAUCAACUCGUUCCUGAGGACACGGCUGCUGGAGACGCCUAUUCCCCCGGAGGUCACUAGGGUGCGCGUGGGAGGGGGCAAGGUGCGCGUGUACGUGGAGGGGGAGUAUCAGGCGGACCUCACUUUGGGUUAUGCUUCUAAUCUGUCGCUCUGGCGGGUGAUUAAAGUGAAGAUUCUUGUACGGGGCGCUGAGAACGUGACUGAGGGCGAGGAGGAAGAUUUGGAGGAGGAAGAAGAGGAGGAAGAGGAGGAAGCGGAGGAAGAAGCUGACAAGCACACUAAGGGAGGUGGAGGGAGAAAGGGAGAAGAGGUUACCAACGGGGGUUCGGGAGAGGGCACAAGGCACAGGAAAAGGCGCCAGCAGCUACUUCGGAGGCAGAAGGGCUUGUCAGGCAAGCACAAGGGCGUGCCCAUGAGCGAGGUGCAGCAGCUGGCCCUGGCGGACGAGCUGCAGCGGCGCAUGGCAGCAGCAGCUGAAGACCCAAUCACGGCCCUCCACGUGGUGCUGCACCAGGUGUGCUGCGGGGUGGCGGCGGACGAGGUGCUCCUGCAGCUGCACGCCCUCUGCUCGGCGCGCUCCUCCCCCUCCGCGCGCUGGCUCCACCACCUCAAGUUCGAAGUCGCUGCCCGGGACGGAGGGGAAGGAGGGGGAGGGGGAGCGGGAGGGGGUGUUGGGACGUCUGUGGGACCUAGUGGGAGUAAAGGAGGGGCGGGAGGGAUAGGGGGUAGGGGCGGAUUGGGGGGAGGGAGGGGCAGUGGUUCUGCAGCAGCAGCGUCAAGUGCAGGAGCGAAGGAAGGGGAGAGUGCUGGGGCAGACGGGGCAGGAGCAGGAGCGGGAGCAGGAGGGGGUGUGGUGGGAGGGGUGGCAGUACCAGCAGUAUCCCCUGCGCUGCUGCACAUAUGGUACUGGUUGGACCCGGGCAAGUCUGACAGCACGGGGGGCUCCUCUGCAGUGCUGGGCCGCCUGGGCAUCGCCCGCUUCGAGAGCGACGAGGAACCGCCCCCCUGCCUCACCCUCUCUCUCGCCCCACCCCCCGCCACCCCUCUCCCUCCUCCCGCUGUCCCUCCUGCGUCUGCCCCUGGUACUGCCACUACCCCUGCUGCUGCUGCUGCUGCUGCUGCUGCUGCUGCUGUUCCUGCUCCUCCUCCCUCCACCCUGUUCUCACGCCAGCCGCUGCCCGCCCAGCUGGUUUGCCAGCACGUGCCGUCUGUGGUGGACCCCGUGACGGGCGGCGAGGUUUGUCUGUAUCUGGACCCGACAAGGAUCGACGUGGAGCAGCUGGUGCUGUUUGCCGCCCAGUGCUCUGCACACGCCAAGCUGGCGAGUCUAAGGCGCGACCUCCUGGCCUCCCCGCUGCUCUGUGCCGGCCCCCAAGACGCCGUCCUCUCCUUCCCUCCUCCGUCCACACGCUCCUCUUCUUUCUCUUCCGUCCCAAAACCUCCUCCUCCUUUCCAGCUUUCGCCUGAAGGUGCAGCGAAAAGUGCAGCGACUUUGGGGGAGAAGAGAGGCGGGGAGGAAGAGGAGGAGGGGGGGGAAGGGGAUCUGAAGCAAGUUGGGAAGAGAUUGGGCAGUGUGCUGGGGAAGCGGAAGAAACUGCUGGGCGCAUUGGCUCUUGCUCAUGGUAUUCGUGGCAGUGGUGGCGCCGGUGGUGGCGCUCCACCCCAUAACCCACCGAGAGGCAAGCGGCGGAGACAGGGAGACGGUGGGGAAAGGGUAGCACCAAGGGAUAGACAGCAGGGGGGAGGCAGCAGCAGGGGCUGGGAUGUGUUGGGUAGGGACGUAUCUGGGCUGAGAGGGAGGGAGGUGCUGUGGGUGAGAGCGUGUGGCGGGUGGUUUGUUGGAAUCGGGGUAAACACGCGGACCGGGCGGUACGAGGUGUGGGUGGGCGGCAAGGGUUUGUCCUGGGCGGCGGCGAGGGAGGUGGAGGGCGCGCUGAACAGUGGGAGCUCGACAGCUGGCGACGCGCUGGUGCUUCUGCGGCUGCACUGCCUGCAUGCACAACUGACAGCAGCUGGAAUUGCUCUGGGCCUGGUGCCCUAUGAAGCCGGAACAGCAGGUAUCCGCUUUACCACCGACGACCCAGCCCACUCCCUCACUCUCCCCCCCGCGCCCCGCACACUCCUCUUCUCCCUCUCGCACCCUCCUUUUCUCCCGUACCCCACCCACUCCUCUCCCUCGUCACCCCACCUCGUUCCUCCCUCCGCCCCUCCUGCUCUCACCCCCGCCUGCUGGCCGCCCUAUCUCCUCGCCAUUCACAUCCAAACGGACUUCUCUCUCUCCUUCCGCCUCAUCCAACUCACGUCUCCCCCACCGCUGCCAACUUCAUUGCCCCAUCCCGCUUCUGCUGCUGCUGCUGCCACUGCCACUGACGCUGGUGCUGCUGCUGGUGCUACUGCUGGUGCUGCUGCUCCCGCUGCUACAGCAGCAGGGGCAGCAGCAGCGGGGCAGUCGUUUGUGGCGUCGCUUGCCCCGCCAGGUGUCACACGCUGGUUGGCCCUGGAGGUGGGUGCGCUGGUGCUGGCGGCUGGAGAUCCCGAGGUGGUCGCCCUGGCUGGUGCUAUUGAGGGGGAAGGGGGAGGAGGGGAGAUAGGGGGGGGAGGUGGGGAAGGGGAGGAAGGAGGGAGAAAGGAGAUGGUGGGAGGGUGGGAGGAGCUCUUCGAUUUGGGAGAUGAUUGGGAGGAUGAUGGUGGUGAGGAGUAUCAGAGGCACGGAUGGGGGUAUGAGGAGGGAGAAGGGAAAGAGCAAGCUGUGGCUGCUUCCGUUGGUGGUGCGGCAAUGGAUGAGGACGGCAUCAAUGACAAUGCUGAUGCUGAUGCUGAUGCUGAUGCUGAUGUGACAAUGGGCGGUGGAGCAUCAGGCAAAUCUGCUUCAAAGCGCAAGCAGCAGCACCACUCGUCCCGACCCCUUCGCUGCGCUCUGAUUGGCCGGCCGCUGCAGGAGCUGGUACAGCUGGCAAGGAGGGGCAAGGCCCCUGCGUCCCUCGUCUUCCCCCUGGUGCUGGCCCGAGCCCAGCACCUGGCUGCUGCUGCCGUCAAACACUCCCUGCUCUCCUCCCUCCUCUCCUCCUCCGGUCUCUCCACCGUCCCCUUCCUCUCUGCCGCCUCCUCCUCCCCCUCCUCCCCCUUCUCACUCUCGCCCUCCUCCUCCUCCUCCUCCUUCUCACCCUGCCUGCCGCCCCUCAUUGCCUCGUCCCUCUGCUCCUCCUCUCCUGCUGCUGCCCCAUCCCCCGUCCGCCCCUCCUCCCUCGUCACGCCCCAGACCCUGCUUCGCAUCCCGGGCUUCCCCCCCCCUGCAGCAGCAGCUGCGCUGCCCCCAGAUACCGCCUCCUCCUGGCAGUGCCUGCUGUUGAGAUCCGACUCGCCGGCUACUGCCAGCUGGUCCGUGCUGGUGCCAGCUCAGCAUUUUGUCAGCUUGUGGCGGCUUCAGGAGUUUUGCCAGCUGCAGCUGCAACAGCAGCAGCAGCAGGAGAUCGAGCCAGGAGGAACUUUUUCUAGACUAGCCGAACCUGACCUUCAAACCAUAUCAGCAGGCGGUGCUGCCGAGCCUGGUUUUAUCGAGCCAGGUGCUGUCGAGCCUGGUGCCAUGAGGCUCGGAACAAGGGGAGAGAGCAGAGGCGGAGGGGCUGAGCUUCGGAUGAAGCGCCUGCUUCGCUCUUGCGACUGGGCGCGGGAAGGAGUGGCUUUCAGCGAGGAGAGUGACAGCAGCAGCAGCAGCAGCAGCAGCACUACCAUCACCACCGCUACUGCCACCACUGCCACCCCCACCCCCACCACCGCUGCUGCCUCAAGCCUCAGAAACAGGGACGUUGCCCCAGGCAUGCGAUGCACUCCCAAGGGGCUCCUGCUGACGUGUCACAGCAUGAGCCAAUCCGCCAUCUCCAGCAUGGCACGUGACCUGGCGUGCGCAUGGGAGGCCUUCCUCUUCGUCCGCCAGCUCAGACGCAUUCUGAUUGUCCGAUGCAAGCCAGCAGGCGGGGGGAGAGCAGGGGGAGGGAGAGGUGGAGGGUGGGGAGGAGCGGGAGGUGAGGGGAGAGGAGGAGGGGGAACGGAUGGGAGAGGGGGGGAGGUGUGGGGAGUGCAGGAGGCGGGGGAUAGGGAGGAGAUGGUGAGAAGGUGGGGGGAGGUGAGGCGGGCGGUUCGGGUGGUGUCUGUGGGGCCCACGUCAGUGUGUCUGGCAUAUGAUGGCGGCAUGCUCAUGCCAGGCUGUCCUGUCCGCGUCCAGAUUCAAUGGAUCCCGGCUGCCUCUAGUGCUUAUGCUUCUAAUGCUGCGGCUGGUGCUGCUUCUUCUGCUAGUGCUGGUUCAGGUGCAGGAGGGGAGGAGGGCGGCCAGGGGGCGGUGGCAGUGAAAAGGGAGGAUGGUGCCGAUGUAGGGGGCAAUGGAGGUGGUGCUGCUGCUGAUGCUGAUGCUGAUGCUGAUGCUGCUGCUGUUGGUGGAGGUACUGGGGCUGAUGACGGGGGCGAUCUGCCGCUGGCUGUGGAUUGCAGAGUGGUGGUUUCGCCAGACGACUUGUGGCCGCACACACAGUACCUGGAGGAGUGCGUUCGCAUGGGCGAUGCAGGCCUGUUGAUUGACGCCAUCCGCCUCACAGCAGCGCCUCUCCACGCCUUGCACUCCGCCAUCCGCCCCCUCCGCUCCGUCUCCGUCCCUCCCCCCGCGCUGCUGCCCUCGCACCACAACCAUCACCCCGCACCCCUGCAACCACAGCAGCAGCAGCAGCAGCAACCACACGCACAACCAUCGCAUUCUAGUGGGCCCCCACAUUCCACUGCGUCUGCAGGCGCUGCUGCUUCUACUCCACCUGCCACUACAGCAGCAGCACCGGAAGCUUCUGCUUCUGCCGCUGCCUCAGCCUCUACUGCCGCUGCUGCUGCUGCCAAUGCAGCCACAGCAGCAUCCGCAGCGGCAGCAGCGGGGGCAUCUCGAGGGUUGAUGCUGGGGGCAACGCUCUGCACGCUGCUCCCGGGGGACAUCAGCAUCGUCCCCCGCGGCCCCUUCUCCUUCCGCAUCAUCUACCGCCACGACUUCGCCAUCCACAUGCGCUGCUUCGGCCCCGACUUCGUCUGGCUGCAGCCCGCCCCGCCGCCCAAAACCUACGACUUGCCGCCCGGUCUCGUCGCGAAAUUCCCGGGAGCGUCCGCUGCUGUUUCCGCUGCUGCUGCAGCGGCUGGUAGUGCUGCCGCCAGCGGCGCCGGCAAACAGGCAGUAGCUAAUGGUUCGCCUGGUGUUGCCGCUGGUGCUGCUGCAGCCGCAAGUGGUGUGAUUCGAGGGGACCUCACUCUCGGAGGUUCCUUACCCUGCCCCCAGUUCCGCCCCUUCAUUCUGGAACAAGUCUCUCUGCUGCUCUCACAGCUCGACCGCCACGCUCCGGAACCUCCGCCUGCUGCUGCUGCUGCUGCUGCUGUGGUGGCAACAUCCGGGCCUGGCAGGCUCGGCAGGACAGGGCCGGUGGGGGAGAGUUUGACAGGUGGCGGGCAGCCUCCCAUCGGACCAGGCAACUCACAGCAACAACAGCAACAGCUGCAGCAGAUGCAGCACCAGCACCAGCAGCAACAGCAAGAGCAGCAGCAGCAGCAGCAGCAACGGGCGGAGAUGCUGCGGUGGCAGCAGAUGGCAGCCAACCUGGCCUCCUCCGUGCGCGCCGAGUCCCACACAGCCAUGGUGGGCCUGUCGGACGACGGCGGGUACGGCGGCGCGUGGGUGCCGGUCGUUCUGCUCAAGCGUGUGCUGCGCAGCAUGCUACGCUACCUGGGCACCAUUGGGUUGUUCGCUCGCUUCCCUUCUGUGCUGGCGGCAGUGCUGGGGCCCGCCAUGGGGACGAGGGAAGCUGGGUUGCUGUCGCAGGAUCCCGAGCAGCCUGCACUGCGGUUCUUCAUUGGCAACUAUGUGUACAUGGUGAAUCUGCACCGCCAUCGCCGCCCCACUGCUGGCGACCAGCUUCAGCUUAUGCUGCAGGUUGUAAACGCCCGCAUGGCUCCACAGCGCCGCCCGCCCGCGAUGACACACGAUGCUGACGUGGACAUGACCCCUGCUGAGCUGGCGGAGAUCAGCGACCUGUUUUCACGCAAGGUGGCAGUGGAGCCCUUCGAUGUAUCCCGUCUGUCCUCCUUCGUGACACUUGUCAUGCUCCCAUUGGCUGUAAUCCGUGAGUUCAUGGGUCUGCUCGCCAUGAGAAGGGAACAGCAGCGCCUGCUGGCCGCUGCAGCAGCAGCAGCAGCUGGAGCGGGUGUGGCAGCAGCAGCAGCAUCAGGAGGGGCGGUAUCAGGGGGAGGUCCAUCUGCAGGUGCAUCUGGGGCAGGUAACAUCCCAAAAAUUCAUCCAGCCACCCGAGUCACAGUGGAUCUGUGCUUUGAGAAUCGCAUCGGUCUGGGAUGGGACCUCCCAGAUUCUUUUGGAAAGAACAGCGGAGGCCAAACUGGGGGAGGUGUAUCUGCAGGGCAGGUUCACCCAGGCUCUGGUACAGCUGGCAGUACAGCUGGCAAUAGUGCCGACCGCAGCGAUAUCAGUUACAGCCGGGCAGACAGUCGGGUGGAUUUCUCUCUCGUCCUGCUCAUCGACCAUGCCGCCCUCUCCGCUGCCCAUCUGCCGGUCCACAUCGCAGGCGGCGCAGGCUGGCUGGCGCACUGCGUUUCGGUCCGCCUACGCUUGCAUUUCUCUGCCGCCCCAGCUAAUCCGGCAGCUGCUGGUACAGGUGCAACUGGUCCAGGUGCCGCCUCUGUUGCUCCGGGUGCGCGAGGGCCGUUGAUUCUGCAGCUGUCGCUGCUGGCCGUUGAUGGGAGUCAUGGGGGGAAGGGAUGCUGGAGUAACACAGAGGACUGGGACAGGUGUAAGCAGCUGAUCGGUAAGGCAAUCAAGGAGAUGCCACCACCACCGGCAGCAGCUGCUGCAGCAGCGGCAGCAGCAGCAGGAGGGGGGGCAAAGGAGAUGGGGGUGGUGGUGGGAGGGAGAGGGUGGUUGAGGGUUUUAGCUGAGAGGUUGCAGGCAGCUGUUCAUUCUGCACUAACCUUGUCUCAUAGGGGUUGAGUUAUCCGCUGGGCGAGUUGUUAUGCUACCCAUAAUGCUAGUUGGGAAGAUUGCUGUGUCAUGCAUAGUACAAAAAGAAUAAAUGAUAGGAAAAGCGUGCGGGUUUAGCAGCCAUGCCCUUGGACACCUUAUCGGGCUUCAGGGAGUGUAUACAUCAAUUGGAGAAUGUUAUGCCACCAAGCCAGUUGGUUCAAUGUAGUUUUAAACAGCCUCGACC
This is a messenger RNA of Closterium sp. NIES-67, 8344 nucleotides long. NCBI's taxonomy places the organism in Eukaryota, Viridiplantae, Streptophyta, Zygnematophyceae, Desmidiales, Closteriaceae. The record is from the annotation of a GenBank genome assembly.